AUGGACGACACAUUGUCUGACAUCCAGACGUGGGGUCAAUUCGCCCGAACACGACCUCAAAGGUUGGUGUAUUCGGUAAACCAUGAGAUGAAUGAAAAGGUGUCGAUAUUUGUCGGCGACAUCACAAUCAUAGAAGUGGACGCCAUUGUAAACGCCGCCGACCAGGAACUCUCUGGGGGUGGAGGGGUGGACGCCGUUAUACACAACGCCGCCGGUAAACACAUGUUACGGUUGAAGUGUAUGACCCUUAACGGCUGUCCCACCGGCACCAGCAAAAUCACUGGCGGCUAUAGACUGCCGGCAAAGUACAUAAUUAAUACGGUGGGACCGAAUGGUGAACAACCGGAUCAGUUAGGCAACGCAUACCGGAGCGCUUUGGACCUAAUGGGUGAGAGACAGUUAAAGUCCAUAGCGUUUCCCUGUAUAUCGACCGGUGUUUACGGCUAUGCCAAAGAGGAGGCGGCAAACGUGGCGCUCAAGACUGUCCGCCAGUGGUUGGAGUCGAGUCCGCACUCAAUACAUAUCGAAUGAGUUGUGUUUUGUUUGUUUGGGGAAAAGAAUAGAGAUAUAUAACCGAUUAAUGCCAGUAUAUUUCCCGUACGAUUCAA
This is a messenger RNA of Medioppia subpectinata, 608 nucleotides long. NCBI's taxonomy places the organism in Eukaryota, Metazoa, Arthropoda, Arachnida, Sarcoptiformes, Oppiidae. The record is from the annotation of a GenBank genome assembly.